This is a messenger RNA of Cololabis saira (Pacific saury), 834 nucleotides long. RefSeq lists its product as uncharacterized. The record is from RefSeq and is a predicted model, not a curated record. NCBI's taxonomy places the organism in Eukaryota, Metazoa, Chordata, Actinopteri, Beloniformes, Belonidae. The transcript is spliced from 6 exons. Bases 223 to 834 code for a protein of 203 amino acids.
UGUGUGUGUGUCUUUAAGCUGCUCACACAGCAGAGCAGGUCACUGUUUGUUCAGUCUGUCAAUAAGUAAACGGGAACCAGGAACAGUUUCACUCCAGAUCUGUCCCAGCUGAUCCAGAACCAUCAGAGCACAGCUCCCCGACCACCACCAGUCCUCCGCCGUGCCUGCUGCUGCAUCACUAACAUCCCCUGAAACGCCCCGGAUCUGGACCAAUCCGUCUCCAUGGCAGCAGUCGGAGCAGCAGGCGCCGCGUCAUGGUUCCUGCCGUCAGGACUCGUCGGCUUCCUCGUCCUCCUCAUCCUCCUCUCCAUCUUCCUCAUAGCCGUCUGCAUGGACUGCGGCAGACAUUCUUUCGAGCUUCAGGACCCUCAGAUAGAUAAAUUCUCCUCAACUCUCAUCAGAGUGGUGAAGCUGGAGGAGGUGAGGGAGAACCCCAUGAUCGACGAGAUCCAGAAGGAUGAAAAAGAGCCUGUCCCAGAGGAAGUCUCCUCCACCUCCUUCACUCCCUGGAGGAGCCACCCGAUGGCACCACCGAGUCAAGAUCUAGACUCCGCCCACCUCUUCCAGACCAUCGGAGGAAGGCGGGACAACGGCGCGUCGUCCGGUCCGGCUAACGACAAUCCAGCGCAGCGGCAAAACGGUGGUGGCGACGACCAGCACGCCGGUCGUUCCGUAGCAAAGAUAACUCUGAGCGACCACGACAGGAACUCCAUCUACGCCAGAGUCAGCAAGAAAGUUCGUCUGACCAACUUACCUGUUCACGCACCCGAGGAGCCGGAGGGGGACGAGCCUUCGCCUCCACUGCCUUACAGGGGGGCGGAGCUGGAGGACUGA